Molecule: messenger RNA, 954 nt
Organism: Lathyrus oleraceus (garden pea)
Lineage: Eukaryota; Viridiplantae; Streptophyta; Magnoliopsida; Fabales; Fabaceae
Exons: 4
Coding region: 1-954 (317 amino acids)
Source: RefSeq, a predicted model, not a curated record
AUGGCUAGCUCAAGUAAAAGUAAAGCAUUUCCCUCCACUGCUAAGCUCACACAUCCUCUCACCAUUGAUGGUAAGGAGUAUGUUCCUGAGCCUCCAUUUGCAGAAGAGAAGGCAAAAAUCUGGCAUUCUCAGGCACCUCCUGAGAAAUCCUCUGAUAAUGAUGAGCGCCCUAUUGCUCAAGUUUUCUUAAAACCCAGUUUUUCGGGUCAACCAUGUUUGACAGACCCCAAUGUCUCCUCUCACUCCAAGAAAUCCAAAAAACACAAACGCUCUGCUGCCACAGGACCAGAGGUAUUUCUUGUCGGCUUGUCUGAUCUUCUGACUAGAAUAUCCGCUUAUAACCUUUCUUCAUGUCUGCAGCCGCCUUCUCAGCCGACUCAACCAUCUUCUCAGCACUCCCACAAAUCCAAAGGCCAUCAGGGCCACAAAAGGAAGAAGCACGAUUCUCCUUCUAGGAGUGGUGAAGCCAAGAAGAAGAGACACCAUAAAGUGCUCACUCCAGAGGCUCCUGCUUUAGAUGCCGACACUAUUGUGGUCGACACUUCCAUUCUUAACAAAGCUCCCGCUCUAGCUGUGGGGGCUUCACAGUCAACCAGCACCCCUGCUGCUGCUGUCUUGGGGGAAGAAAAUCCAGAGGUUGUCCCCCCUACACCAACACAGGUAGUCACUUGUUUCACUAUCUUUUCCAUUGAAUUACUGGACUUUUCUUACAAACAUCUUUUUCCUUACAACUGGCUGAUGCUUCUGCUGAGCCAUCUCACCCUGUCACCGACUAUACUCCUUCGUCGUCGGCUUCUUCUCCAACUCACCCACUACAAUCUAUCGACACUGCUGCUUCCUUGCCUUUGCAGGAUUCAAGGGGACCAGUGGAUGUCGGCACCACUAAAAACCAACCUUCUCAAACUACUCCUCUGUCAACUACUUCUCCUUCAUCUUCCCAGGGGCUGGCAAUAA